This is a messenger RNA of Dama dama (fallow deer), 3867 nucleotides long. RefSeq names its product proline-rich protein 2-like. The record is from RefSeq and is a predicted model, not a curated record. The transcript has 2 exons. Lineage: Eukaryota; Metazoa; Chordata; Mammalia; Artiodactyla; Cervidae. The coding region runs from base 1150 to 2139 and encodes 329 amino acids.
GGGUGAAGGAGGCGGGGAGGGGGCACAGGCUUGUGCGAGCGGUUCUCAGGAAGCCCCAGCCCGUGGCUCCGACCACAACCCUCCUACGGCUGAGCCUCACGUGGCCCGCCCGAACCCCCUCUCCCCAGCCUCUGUCUCUGUUGCCGCCCAGCAUCUCUGAGCAACCGUCUGCCCUCCGAACCCUGACUCUCACUGCACCCAGCCAUUCAUUCACUCAUUCACGGAGCUCGUAAGUUCGUGUCCAGCACUGGGGGACCAGUAGGGAACAGACACGCCUGUCCCCACCCUCACAGCACAGAAGACAAACACAUGUAGGGAUGUGCUGGAAAGAACGAGCCAGGUGAGGGAGGGGAGGGGGCGAGAGGGAUGGAAGAAUGAGAGUGGUCAGGGAGGGCUUCUCGGAGGAGGUGAUAUCUGAAAAAAGCCACCUGACUGGUAAUGCAAAGGCCCUGAGGCAGGCCUAUGAGUGACGCGCAGACAGUGAAAGGAGUUAGGGAGAGAGGAGGUUGAAGACGCUUGCAGGGGCUGCUCCCACAGGUCCUUAUGGGCCCUAAAAGGCCUUUAACACCUCCUGCGCUUGGGGCGGAGAAGUGAACCACUGACGAUGUUAACCCUCUGGCAGCUGUGUGUGGGGGGCGGAACACAACUGGGAAGGGCUGUGACCUUCACCGGGUAGGUGAACAGUGCAGAAGGGGAGCCGGGGCACAGCGGGAGCCUGACUGGAAUCGCACACUUGCUGGAUCCUGAAGAUCCAGUUCCGGGUGUGUGAUGGGUCACCCCUGACGUGUGGAGUUUACUGGCAAGGCAGGGCCCUGGAGGCCAAGCAGAGGCCAUGGGUUCUUGCAACACACACGGAUUAAGUGACUAAUCCAAGGGGAGAACAUUAAGCUCGAAUCUACUUCCGAGAGAGCAGCUGGACCGAGGGCCUGGGACAUCCUAGGAGACAACGGCCCUGGGCCUUGAAGUCCACACGCCAACAGCCCAGGCCGGGGUCCGUUGAGGCUAAGAGACUGGAGGCCUCAAGAUGCGGGCAGGACCCUCGGGGAAAGGCCGACCCGGGCGUCUGAACAGGACAAGAAACAGGCAGAGCGGAGGGGAGCCGGAGGCGGGAGAGAGGAAGGAAACCGGCUGCAACGUCCACAACUUUACAUGAAGAAGCUGAGAGGAGGCGGCGCUGGGGCCGCAUGUCUGAAAACCUGGUCCAGGCUCACAGCUGCGCAGCAAGAGUGUACGGAAGCCGGACCUCACCACCUCUCUCGGUCUGAGCCUCCCGGGUCACGAGCCCCUUCACCUUGUACGAUUGAUUCAAGGGUUCCACCAGAACCCACCAAGGCCCCCAGUCCAAGCCCCAGACCACCCUCAAGGCUGAGCUGGUACCAAAGCAAGAGCCCUUUCUUCCUGUCUUCCACUGUCCCAGACCCCUGCGCCGUGCCCUCUCCAGGUCUGUUUCCCCAUCUGACCAUGAAGGGUUUUGUUUCCCAGCCCCAUCCUUUGAGAAGCCAGGAUGCCACUGGAGACAGAAUCCCAGACCCCAGCUCCCCAGGAGGCCCCACCGCCCGCCGGCGUGCCCUAGGGCCCGGCCCUGACACACAGCCUCAGCACAGGCCGGCUCACAGGCCCCUUCCUGCUUUCACCCGAGAUGCGGGGCGGGGCAGGGCAGGAGGGCGCCCAUUUCGGCCACUCCCAGGCUCUCUCCCACCCAGAAUUCGGGCACGAGGUUCCAAGAGCCGGGUUGUUACCACAUCACCUCCCGGAAGUUCUGCCAGCCAGCACACAUCCUUCCCCUUCUGCACAUGCGGGCCUGACCUCAGGCCAGUGAGGCUCUGGGCCGCCUGCUCACCAGGGAGCCGGGCCCCUUUCUCACCUCGCCUGGCCCGUCCCUGUCUCCCCGGGCUGCUUCUGCAUCUCCCAGCAUCGCCUCUGUCUACCCUCCCGCACACCAGGCUGCCUGCUCCAGGGUGUGUGCACGUGAGGUCGUGUCCGACCCCUGGGGCCCCAUGGACUGCAGCCCGCCGCCAGGCUCCUCCAUCCGCGGGAUUCUCCAGGCAAGAGCACUGGAGUGGGUUGCCAUUUUCUCCUCCAAGGGAUCUUCCCUGCCGGGAGCCAACACACGAGACCCUACCCAUGACAAGGCCAUGAGGGAGAAAACCUGACGGGCAAGGAGGAUCAGGUUUUCAGGGGUUUCGAAAAGGCCAGCUCACGAGAUCCCACCCAUGACAAGGUCACGAGGAGACAGCCUGACAGGCAAGGCAGAUCAGGUUUUCAGGGAUUUCGAAAAGCUGCCCCCGGCGCUCACCUUAAAGAUGAUAUAUCUUUCUGAUGCCUGCCUCAAUAGACUAUUCCCUAGUUUCUGUGACACAGACAGAAGGCCUUCCCCAAUCUCUUCCCAAAUAAGAAUCAAUUUAGAACUUUAAUCAAUAAGUUUCCCAGGUGGUGGUAUUUUAUGAGAUUAUCCAGGGUGAAAGGAGGGUUUUAAUUUAAACUCCUUUGCUGGUAGUUUGUUAGUCAAAUAUAUUUAUGCCCUUGAUACUAAUAUGCAUGAUUGCUUAUAAUAUCCUAAUCAUAAAAUAACAUAAAGAACCUGAUCAUAUAAAGGCCCUAACAGACAUAGAGCCCUUCGGGGCGGGGGGGUGAGGAAGUCCUAUUAGAAAACACAAGAAAAAUUAUUCUAAAAGUAGCUAUUGGGUUAACAUUUGCUUGCUGUGUUUUUGCUUUCAAUGUGCUAAGGUUGUGUUAUAGAAACCAUUGUUAAUAUAGUUAAAGAUCUAGAGAAAUAAGAGCUUAGCCCUAGUGUGGUAACAAUGAGAUGGUUGCUAAUUGUCAGCCAGGAGUGCUAGGCAGAGGUUGCCUCACUGAAGCUGCAGAGUCAGUCUGGGGUAAACUUCUUAGAUAAACGCAACUGACAACUUCUGCAGAAGGAUUAAUUUUUGUGUUAACAAGGUUAUACUUCUGCUCUGUACUGUUGCCCUAUGAGACUGCUACCUUUCAGUUAAGAUCACCAUAGAAACAGAAAAUAGGUUUACAUUCACCUGACCUGCAUAAAAUGUUAAUAGGCCCCAAGGCCAGAAGAUAAUGUACAAGACCCUCAUAAACAAAGAAAUAUGCAGAAAACACCCUGGUUUCAUGAAGGACAAGCUGACGUAAUGUUAAACUAUCUUCCCCUCAGAAAUGUACUAACUUAGGGUAUAAAAGCCACGGUAAAAAAUAAAGCAUUGCCAGACUCUGCUAGACUCUGCAAACAACCCUGUCUGGUCAAUCUCCCUCUCUCCCUCUCUCUCUCCCUCGCAGACUUGGCCCUAUCAAGGCUGGUCUCACGUGUCUUCUCUCGCCGAUGCCGUUCAUCCUAAGGGUACCCCUGGAUCCUGCCGAGGCUGGACCCCGGCACUUCCCGACCCCGGGAUCGAACCCAGGUCUCUCGCACCUCCGGCCGCGGCAGGCAGAUUCUUUACCACUGAGCCCCCGUUACGUGCUGACGGCCCCCAGGCUGAACUCUCGAGGCUGCUCCCCUGAUGGCCAGAUCUGAGGGUCAAAAAAGGCACCUCAAGGGGGACCCAUCGGCAGACUUGCCAGUCCCCGUGAGGGCCACUCUGUCCUCCCCCGGGACCCCUGGCUGUGUGUCACAGCAGACCCGUCAGCAGAUCCACGGCUCCAGCCUCCGGCUGUGCUCAGCACCAGCCCUCAGCAUCCCUGCCCAUCACGGGACUUCCCGACGGGCCACCUGACCGGCAGCCCGAGGGGUCCCGUCGGAAAAGAGCCAGGUCCACCCCAGUGCCCUCCGAUGCAGGGAACACCCGUCCCUCCUUCAGACACAAGGCCGGGUCUUCACGAUGACCCACCAGGAGGUCCAGCGCGACCUGACCCCGCGUC